Molecule: messenger RNA, 1845 nt
Organism: Conger conger (European conger)
Lineage: Eukaryota; Metazoa; Chordata; Actinopteri; Anguilliformes; Congridae
Product: myelin-associated glycoprotein-like
Exons: 7
Coding region: 140-1438 (432 amino acids)
Biological process (GO): homophilic cell-cell adhesion; heterophilic cell-cell adhesion
Cellular component (GO): adherens junction
Source: RefSeq, a predicted model, not a curated record
GCACUUUCAGAUAACAGAGACUCGGACACCAGAAGAGACACAAUGAGUGAGCUUAGCUCAAUUCUCCUGUUGCUUCUCUACAUGGGAUGUGCUUCUUUCCUUCUUGGAGGAACCAAGGCUGCAAAUUUCACUCUUUUGAAUGUGUAUCAACCCCCACACAUGGAAAGUGAGAUUGGACUUCCUCUCAAUCUUGCAUGUGAAUUCAACUAUACGGGAUGAGAAUGUUUACCACUGUGAAGUGGUAAUCCCACUUGCUGAGGGAAUCAUAGAAGUUAGAGGCGCCGGAACAAACCUUUCACUGCACGUCGAUCCCUCUUCAAUAGAAAUCAGGGCGGUCCCUCUCCUGGUUUCUGGACGUGACACCAUGGUUCUGUGCAUGGCCUCUGGGUUCUACCCCGGGAACCCCUCUGUGUUCUGGUUCCACAGAGGCCUCCCAGUGCCACCAAGCGACAUUUCCACUAACAUCAUCCAAGAGAGCAAUGGCACUUUCUACCUGCACACUGUGUACAGGUUCAUUCCCACUGGGGUGGACCACACCGGAGUGUGUCUCUGCCAGGUCUCUCACCCAGCCUGGAAGCAGCAGUGGGAAGCUAGCGCCAUGCUUAACGUCAGCUUGGAACCCGUUUCUAUGGACAUGAAGCCCCUCUCAUUGCUGGUUUCUGGAAAUGAGUCCAUCCUGCUCUGCACAGCCUCCCAGUUCAACCCUGGGAAUCCAUCGGUGUUGUGGUUCCACAGAAACCUCUCGGUGCCAACCAGCAGCAUCGCCAAUGACAUCAUUGUGGAGAGCGAUGGCAUUUUCUCUCUGCGCAGUCAGUACAGGUUCACUCCUACGGAAGCAGAUCACAUUGCUGAGUGUUUCUGUCAGGUUUCUCACCCAAGCUGGACCGAGCCGUGCACAGCUAACAUCACCCUCAAUGUUCGCUAUGGACCCAGUGCAGUGAGCGUGAUGUCGCCCUCAGGUUUUGUGGCUAACGGCUUUAUGAAUGUAGCAGUGGGGUCCACUGUGAAUUUGAGCUGUGCUGCUAACGGGAACCCCAGCCCAAAAGUGCAGUGGCUGAGGGGAGACAUUACAGAGCCGAACAGCACUGAUCGUCUGUACAUUCCUUUGGCGCUAAAGGAAGAUGGGGGACUGUACUGGUGCGUGGCACAGAACCACUAUGGAGAGCGGAACACCAGCAUCACUCUGCUGGUGACAGAGUCUGUUGUGUCCACAUGCCUGCUGGUGAAACUACUGUUAAUUGGGAUGCUCAUCUUGCUGGAUAUCAUUAUGUUUACCAUCUAUAUUAUCAGGAAGAUCAGAAUGGGCAGAUCUAAGGUUCAAGGUCCUUCCGUGUCACAGACAUCACCUCCACAAGGAGAGAGAUCCAGUCUUGAACCUGCCAUGGCACCUGAACCUGAUUCAUUAUCAACCAAUAUCAACCAGAUUCCACCAGAUUAGAAUCACUGGCUGCGUUGAAAACUGCAUACCGUAAAUCCUCAAAUUGUGGCCGGGGUCUUUUAUUUACUUAGGCUGCACAAAGCACAGGCCUUUAUUUGGUGCAGGCUUGUAUUCGAGGCAGGCCUUUAUUUCUUAUUAGGCUUCUGUUGUAGAAUUUUAUUCUUAGAAAUAAAGUAAAAGGCUACACUUCAAGUGGGCCAACACUGUUCAACACUUCCUGUAACCGUUCAGAAACGCAACUUGAGUAAAGGCCAAGCAUUUAGAGUAAAACAUUUAUUCGAAAAAAUCCAUCAGUCGUGACCAAUACAAAAUAGGUUCUUGAGGUGUUUCAUAAAUGUGUCUGCUUAAACUGGAUAUUAGCGCUCUCUAUACACAACUACACCAUGCAUGUAUGAGCUUCACCACCA